Mercenaria mercenaria is the source of this 7060-nucleotide messenger RNA. Its product is annotated as vesicle transport protein SFT2B-like. The record is from RefSeq and is a predicted model, not a curated record. Bases 111 to 593 code for a protein of 160 amino acids. The transcript is spliced from 7 exons. Gene Ontology annotation, cellular component: membrane. NCBI's taxonomy places the organism in Eukaryota, Metazoa, Mollusca, Bivalvia, Venerida, Veneridae. Gene Ontology annotation, biological process: vesicle-mediated transport.
CACACGUAUACAUUUGCACGAAAAAAAAGUGACAACAUCCGGUGAGGAAGGAGUUUCUUGCUCAUUGGUAUUUUUGGAGUAUUUCUAUUUGACACAGAGGAGACAUAAAAAUGGAUAAACUUAAGAAGACGCUGAAGGGGGAAGAUGAUGAAGAGCAGGGCAUUGUGGCACAGAUUAGUGAUGCUUCAACACUAAGUUGGGAAACAAGAAUCAAGGGAUUUGCUAUCUGUUUCAUUCUUGGUGUGAGUUUGUCAGUUUUGGGUUCUUGCUUGUUGUGGUUGCCAAACAAUGGUUUGAUACUUUUUGCUUGUUUCUACACAAUUGGAAACAUCUUGUCACUAGGGAGCACAUGUUUUCUGAUGGGUCCAGUAAAACAGUGUAAAAAGAUGUUUGCACAGACAAGAAUUUUUGCAACCAUUCUUGUUGUUGUCAUGUUUAUUUUAACAUUAGUUUGUGCAAUAGCGCUGAAAAAUGCCAUUCUUACACUGAUGUGCUGUAUAGUACAGUUCCUGGCCUUGACCUGGUAUUCCUUGUCAUACAUACCCUUUGCAAGAGAUGCUGUGAAGAAAUGUUUUGAGGGUUGUUUCUCCUGAAUACCGCAAAAAACAGAACUCGGCAGCAGUAUUUAUAUGGCAUAUUCACAGCAACAGUUUUUGUACAAAGUACACUUCUCAUUUUGAACAAUAGGAUAUCAGUUGAUAAUAAUUAACUUUUUAUUGUAACUUUUCUUUUUUAUUUUACUUUUUGUCCAUUUUGGAAAUAGAAUUUUCAACCUGUUUUGCUUGUUUAUAGAAUAAAAUCUGUAAAAAGAUCCUUUGGAAGCAUAGAAGGCUUAUUAUUUUUUUUUAAUGGUUCCAGGUACCGGUAAUACAUAAAUAUGUUACGUAAAUCAAGCUUUUAAUUUUCUGUAUAUGGAAGGUUUUUAACAACCUUUUAGUGAUAUUUUGGAUGCGCAUGUGUUUUAAUUAUGGAACUUAUAAUUUAUUCAUAAUCAAAAUUUACUUCAUUACCUAGAGCUCAGACUAUCAACUUUUAUCAAAAUUUGGAGUUUCAUGUAAGAAAGGAAUAUUUUGCAAGUUUUGCUGAGAAAUAAUGCUGGAAUUAGCAUCUUAAUUAUUCAGAUUUAUGUUGCUUAGGCAUUCAUUGAAAUAUAACACAGCAGCUGCAGAAAUUGAUUUUUAAGACGGAGAUAAUUGAGAGUUUUAAAAAAUUGGCAAAGCAACAAAUUUUGAGAGGAAAACAUCCCCAUAUGUUUGAACUGUUACAAAAUUAAAAAUGAAAGUCUAGUUUUUAUGAGAUAAGAAUGUCAAGAGACUAUAAUACAGCUUUCAUUUUAAAUUUUUUUUGAAUAAUUGCAAAUUUCAUAUUUUUUACAUUAUAACAUUUUAUGAUCCAAAGAAGGAUAUUGUGUUUGUUUUGUUUUGUUGCACAGUCUUUAAGGGAGAAACAGAAAUCCGGAUGAGAAAAUUAGAUUUGUACAAAAUGUUGAAAUUGUAUUUUAUCUGAACUGGAAUUGAAUAUGAAUUAUAUAAUAAUAAUAAUUAUUUAAAUAUUAUAGUGAAUGUAUCAAUAACAGUUGUAGUUGAAAAAUCAAGAUCUAAAGCCCCUUUGAAUGUGUUUGUCAUGAGAAGGGUACAAAAUAAACACAACUUUGCCAUACGAAUGCCACAAGAAUCAGUUACUCUUUAAACAGAGGGAUUUUUUAUUUGUAUGGAUUUCCUUUAAAGUACCAGUCAUGUGUCCAAGUGCUCUAAUGAGCUCUUGCAUAAAAAAUAGACACUUAUUGACACAAAGUAUUGCCUGUUACUUGCUUAUUUAUUGUCUGCCAAAAAAAGCUAUAUCCAACUGUUAUGGGUAUUUCUGUAGUUAAAUGUAAUUACAUUUGUUUUACUAUACAGCUAGAUCACAAUGAAGUGUCUUAAUAUGCACAAUUUCCUGUCUGAUGGAGAUAUAGACAGCUAUCUGUAAUAUAUAUUAUGAUUUGGCUGGGUGUGAGUUUUGGAGGACAUGCUCUCUUGUUGGUUAGAUAUCUUCCCUGACCGGUUUCGUUCAGCUGUUGUGAACUUCUUCAGAGGACUUGACCAUAAUGACUAGGCAAGUUUGUUUGCAUUAUGUGCAGUGUGAUGCAGCAUCAUACUGCACAUCAUGCAGAUCAUAAUCAUUGAGAUCAUGCAUUGUGACCCAGAGACAGCAAAUAACACAAAAAUAUAAGAUGUAACAAGUAAUACUCUGGGAUCCAUGAGCUUCGUACUAUCAACCCAGUAGGGAUCAUUAUUUCCAGACAGAAUGGGAAUACUCAGCCACUUCAUUUAUCCUAUCUGUAAUAUAUACAAGUAACUUUAAAUGAACUGCUUAAUAGAUGACUGAGCCGCGCCAUGAGAAAACCAACAUAGUAGCUGUGCGACCAGCAUGGAUCCAGACCAGCCUGCGCAUCCGAUAAAGUGAACAGCAUGGAUCCUGACCAGACUGCGCAGAUGUGCAGGCUGGUCUGGAUUGAUGCUGGUCGCAAAGCCACUAUGUUGGUUUUCUCAUGUUCUUAUACAUGGUGAGAAGCAUUAUCAAAAGGUCCAGGUCAUCCUCAUGCGGGUUAACCUGCUGUUUAUUGUGUUAUGUUCUAACUUUUCAUCAUGAACAAAUUAUUCACUCCAACAUGGAAUUAACCUUUAGCCUGCUAGAUUUGUAUAAUGAACUGGUCCAUCAUUCAAUUUGGGCAGUACCAUUUAUUACUAAAAUUUGAAGGGGUGUUUACUGAAAAUUUACUGACUGAAUAGCGAACAGUGCAGGCCAUGAUCAGACUGCAUGGAUGUGCAGGCUGAUCUUGGUCUGCACUGGUCGCAAAGGCAGAAUCACUUCCCACUAGCAGGCUAAGGGUAAAGUAAUUUUUAAGGUUUCAUAAACAACAUUUACCUAUAAAAUGAUAUUUCAGUGUGAUACAGCUGUAUAUGUGUUUUGUUGGGAACAAAUAUUUCUGCUAUAAUAUUAGUGUUGUCUAUUUAAGUGAUAAUUAUGUUGAAUGAAGUGCUGUUAUUGAUUGUUAUAGGGAGUGUUACUAUGCUACCAUAAUAAAAUGUUAUUAUAUGAUUACAUUGUAUAUAUAAUCACCAGUCCGUAGGUGUAUGUAUAUGCUAUAUGUGUAGUCUAUAUAAAAUACAUAUUUACUGGGCUAAAGUCAAAACUUUUCAGACCGGAAUGGCAAGUGUUUGAAACAUCAUUGAAGGUCCUUCUAAAUUUCUACAUUAUGUAGAAAUUGCAGAGAACUUUUUUUGCAGAAAUAAAUAUAUACUAGUUUUAAAGUAAUAAACACUGGACCUCUACAUGUAUUCUCCUAUGUUAAAGAAUUUUGUCAUAUUUUACUGCUUUCCCUGUACAUUGUUGAAUUUGGCAUUAUACCUAGAUAAUAACUUUCCAUACAUAAUGGCUUGUUUAAGAGAAAUAAAGUUCUUGUCAAAUUUGUUUUUUUUGGCUUGGUACUCUUCAAAGUACAUUUGUAUGUCUCCAUAUUGUACAGAACAAUGUUGUAUAAUUGAAUAUCUAUGAGACUAUACAGUACAUGUUUAAAAUUUUCAUAAUUCCUCACUAUGCUGUAUGAUAUACCAUAGUUACAUGAAAUAGUCUGUCUAUCAGUUGUCAUCAUUUCAUGUUUACUAAUAGUGCUAAUAUCAUGUGAUAAUAUGAAGACAUUCUAUUUUCAUAUUGUAAAUUAGUUUUCAGAGGUGCUCUGCUGUUUGGUUGUCAUGGUAACUAUCCGCUAUAUUAACUUUUAUGAGAAGGUGUUGUAAAAUACUUUAUUUUGGUGAAUUUUAUUUUGGCUAAUACUUGCAGGUUUCAUUCCUGGCAAAUUCAAAGAUUUUAUGACAAAAGUGAUACCAGUUUGUAACAGUUAACACACAAUAUAUCCAGAUGUAGUGUUGCUUUCAUUUUUUCAACAUGGCAAAUUCAACAUUUCACAAAUAAAUAAAAUGUGACCUAUCAGAGCUAAGUGGCAGAAUAAAGUUUAUGCAGAUUUAAAGUAUUGACAGUCAUUCUAUGAAUAAAUUUAAUUUUCUUUCCAUUUAGUCUCUUUAUGAUAAGAUUGAUAGUAUUUUUUUUUCAAAUAUAUUAAUGUAUUUUGCUAUUAAUCAUGCAUGUAUAUUUUACCUAACAGACAAAGUGUGUCUCUAUUAUUGUACAUAUUUAUCCUCAUGCCCAGACUUUCUCUCAUAUACUGUUCUUUUUAUAAUUAUUUUUGCAUGCUUGUGUUAAAAAAGUCAGGUAUUAUAUUUUACAAAAUUUUCUGUUACUUGUUUUUAACACAAACUACAACCCCUUUAUCUAACAUUUUUAGAGUUCUUAGUUUGGUUCAAAAAAUGAUAAAGGAUGUUAAAUAAGUCAAUAUAAUGGUACUUUUCUCUAAGUUAUUGAUAUACACUUUUGUAGAAUAAAGUUACUGAAUUGUAUAAAAAGCAUACAUUCAAUGUUGCCAUCAAAGUCUAUUUCAAGUAUUUCUUUCCUAAAAUUAUCUACCACCUUGUGUGAUACUGUCAGUUAGAUAUUAUUAUCAGUUGAUAUACUAAAUGUAUAAUUCUUUCUUUUCCUGUGCUUGUUGAAAUAACACUGUGCAUUUUUUCGCUCACCUGUCACAAAGUGACAAGGUGAGCUUUUGUGAUCGCGCGGUGUCCGUCGUCCGUCCGUCAGUCCGUGCGUGCGUGCGUCCGUCCGUCCGUCCGUCCGUAAACUUUUGCUUGUGACCACUCUAGAGGUCACAUUUUUCAUGGGAUCUUUAUGAAAGUUGGUCAGAAUGUUCAUCUUGAUGAUAUCUAGAUCAAGUUCGAAACUGGGUCACGUGCCAUCAAAAACUAGGUUAGUAGGUCUAAAAAUAGAAAAACCUUGUGACCUCUCUAGAGGCCAUAUAUUUCACAAGAUCUUCAUGAAAAUUGGUCAGAAUGUUCAUCUUGAUGAUAUCUAGGUCAAGUUCGAAACUGGGUCACGUGCCCUCAAAAACUAGGUCAGUAGGUCUAAAAAUAGAAAAACCUUGUGACCUCUCUAGAGGCCAUAUAUUUCACAAGAUCUUCAUGAAAAUUGGUCAGAACGUUCACCUUGAUGAUAUCUAGGUCAAGUUCGAAAGUGGGUCACGUGCCAUCAAAAACUAGGUCAGUAGGUCAAAUAAUAGAAAAACCUUGUGACCUCUCUAAAGGCCAUAUUUUUCAUGGGACCUGUAUGAAAGUUGGUCUGAAUGUUCAUCUUGAUGAUAUCUAGGUCAAGUUCGAAUCUGGGUCAUGUGCCAUCAAAAACUAGGUCAGUAGGUCUAAAAAUAGAAAAACCUUGUGACCUCUCUAGAGGCCAUACAUUUCAUGAGAUCUUAAUGAAAAUUGGUCAGAAUGUUCACCUUGAUGAUUUCUAGGUCAAGUUCGAAAGUGGGUCACGUGCCAUCAAAAACUAGGUCAGUAGGUCAAAUAAUAGAAAAACCUUGUGACCUCUCUAGAGGCCAUAUUUUUCAUGGGAUCUGUAUGAAAGUUGGUCUGAAUGUUCAUCUUGAUGAUAUCUAGGUCAAGUUUGAAAGUGGGUCACGUGCCUUCAAAAAGUAGGUCAGUAGGUCAAAUAAUGAAAAAACGUUGUGACCUCUCUAGAGGCCAUAUUUUUCAUGGGAUCUGUAUGAAAGUUGGUCUGAAUGUUUAUCUUGAUGAUAUAUAGCUCAAGUUUGAAACUGGGUCAACUGCGAUCAAAAACUAGGUCAGUAGGUCUUAAAAUAGAAAAACCUUGUGACCUCUCUAGAGGCCAUACCCUUGAAUGGAUCUUCAUGAAAAUUGGUCAGAAUGUUCACCUUGAUGAUAUCUAGGUCAAGUUUGAAACUGGGUCACGUGCCUUAAAAAACUAGGUCAGUAGGUCAAAUAAUAAAAAAACCUUGUGACCUCUCUAGAGGCCAUACUUUUCAUGGGAUCUGUAUGGAAGUUGGUCUGAAUGUUCAUCUGGAUGAUAUCUAGGUCAAGUUUGAAACUGGGUCAACUGCGGUCAAAAACUAGGUCAGUAGGUCUAAAAUUAUUAAAAUCUUUUGACCUCUCUAGAGGCCAUAUUUUUCAAUGGAUCUUCAUGAAAAUUGAUCUGAAUGUUCACCUUGAUGAUAUCUAGGUCAGUUUCGAAACUGGGUCACGUGCGGUCAAAAACUAGGCCAGUAGGUAUAAAAAUAGAAAAACCUUGUGACAUCUCUAGAGGCCAUAUUUUUCAUGAGAUCGUCAUCAAAAUUACUGAGAAUGUUCACCUUGAUUAUAUCUAGAUAAAGUUCAAAACAGGGUCACGUACCUUCGAAAACUAGGUCAAUAGGUCAAAUAAUAGGAAAACCUUGUGACCUCUCUAGAGACCAUAUUUUUCAAUGGAUCUUCAUGAAAAUUGGUCAGAAUUUUUAUCUUGAUAAUAUCUAGGUCAAGUUCAAAACUGGGUCACAUGAGCUCAAAAACUAGGUCACUAUGUCAAAUAAUAGAAAAAACGACGUCAUACUCAAAACUGGGUCAUGUGGGAAGAGGUGAGCGAUUCAGGACCAUCAUGGUCCUCUUGUUUUAUAUAUAUAAAAGCCAAAGUUACCUUAUACACCUAUAAUCUGCUAUGUUCUGCGGGUACAUUUACGCUGAGAGAGGUAUGAAAUGCUGAAUACUGUUGAUGCUAGAUUUAAUUGUGUGACAAUGCAUUGCUCUCCGUCAUUUUGUUGCCAUUUAAUUUUUUUGUUAUGGAUGACAUUUGACAGUUUCAGUGUGAUUACAAAAUCUCUGUAUUUAACGUAAAUAUUCUUUGGCCGUUUAUAGCUCAAACAAACAAGGCUUUCUGUACCAGCCAAGAAAAGCCAAAAUUGCAAAGGGAGAGAAUACAUUAUCAUGUGGAAAUUGCUGAUUGCUAUAAAGAGUUCACUACCUUUAGACUGUUUAUUAGAAGAUUAUCGAUUGUUUAUAAAAAAUUGGUUAAUUCACUGGCUGUGUAAUGGUUUCCUGGUACAAAAGUAUGUGUAAAUAAAAUGUCUGAUAUAUUUGUUUGACUAAAUAUUGUUCUUCAUGCAACAGACUUACAAAUUAAAUAAAUGAAAGUGUUUCAGAUA